Molecule: messenger RNA, 1353 nt
Organism: Indicator indicator
Lineage: Eukaryota; Metazoa; Chordata; Aves; Piciformes; Indicatoridae
Gene: SLC67A2
Product: major facilitator superfamily domain containing 9
Exons: 6
Coding region: 1-1353 (450 amino acids)
Biological process (GO): transmembrane transport
Cellular component (GO): membrane
Molecular function (GO): transmembrane transporter activity
Source: RefSeq, a predicted model, not a curated record
AUGGAGCAGGAUGGAGGCAGGGGAGCCGCAGCGGGGCCGGCGGCGGCGUCCAGGCGCUUCGUGCGUUGCCUGUAUGCAGUGGGCUUCCUGGAUUUAUUUGGUGUGAGCAUGGUUGUUCCUUUAAUGAACCUUCAUAUCAAAUCUCUAGGAGCAAGUCAUACAGUUGCUGGAAUAAUAGGCUCUCUCUAUGGUAUAAUGCAACUCUUUUCCAGCACUUUUGUGGGUUGCUGGAGUGAUGUAGUAGGAAGACGAUAUUCCCUGCUUGCAUGUAUUCUUCUCAGCGCACUGGGUUACUUCCUUCUUGGAACGUCCACCACUGUGCUCCUGUUUGCCAUUUCUAGAGUUCCUGUAGGUAUUUUCAAACACACACUCUCCAUCUCUAAAGCCCUGCUUUCUGACUUGGUUUCUGAGAGAGAGCGUCCUUUAGUAAUGGGACGCUUCAACGCAGCCUCUAGUGUGGGCUUCAUUCUGGGGCCAGUUGUUGGUGGCUACCUUGCAGAGUUGGAAGAUGGCUUUUAUCAAACGUCGUUCAUCUGUGCCUCCAUCUUCAUUCUGAAUGCUGGUCUUGUCUGGAUGUUACCUUGGAGUGAAGAAAAGACUGGCAAUAGGGAACAUCAACAAGACAACAAAAGAACAGACAGUUUCUCAGCAAAAGCAAAUCAUGACCAGCACUUAAAUUUGGCAACUAGCCAAGCCGUGGCAAGUGAAAGUCUCUUCUCAUCUCCAUGGAUCCAAGUUGCAACAGUGCUGAAGAGGAUUAAAGGAAUUGCGUGCUCUGAUCUGUGGGAUAUAUUUUUAGUGCGGUUGCUGAUGUCUGUUGCUAUACUGCUGUACUAUAGUAAUUUUACUCUGGCCUUGGAAGAGAGAUUUGGGGUGAAACCCUUGUUCGCUGGAUACCUAAUGAGCUAUAGCAGUGCACUUGGAGUCCUGGCUGGUUGUCUGCUUGGACCAAUAACAAGACUGUAUCAGCACAACACUUACAGACUUUUGUUGCACUCUAGCACUCUUACCUGCACAUUGAUUCUCCUGUAUGCUUCAGCGCUGAGCAUAUGGAUGGUCAUUUUGUCUUCCACAUUCUUAGCCUUUUCAACUACUAUAAGUCGUACUUGUAUCAUUGAUCUUGAACUGACUAUUGGUGGGAAUGAGGCCAGUGGUACGCUCCUAGGUGUUGGGCAGUCUGUGACUUCAGUAGGACGUAUAGUUGCCCCACUCCUUUCUGGUAUUACUCAGGAGUUCAGUCCUUGUGGCCCUCCAAGUCUGGGAGUUGGACUAGCUUUAGUAGCUAUUCUGGUAAUGAAUGCCAACAAACAAAAAUACUGCAGUCGUGAAGAUGUUAAGUUCAAAAAUCAAUAG